Messenger RNA from Pangasianodon hypophthalmus (striped catfish), 2632 nucleotides. Its product is annotated as C-C chemokine receptor type 4. NCBI's taxonomy places the organism in Eukaryota, Metazoa, Chordata, Actinopteri, Siluriformes, Pangasiidae. The transcript is spliced from 3 exons. Gene Ontology annotation, cellular component: membrane. Gene Ontology annotation, molecular function: chemokine receptor activity. The record is from RefSeq and is a predicted model, not a curated record. Bases 103 to 1179 code for a protein of 358 amino acids. Gene Ontology annotation, biological process: G protein-coupled receptor signaling pathway; immune response; chemotaxis.
CCAGAAACCUCAAGUACCAGCAUCACAUUUCAGUUUUUACAUUGACCGAAAAAGGAGAAGUCUAUUUUCAAAGUUUCGUGACUAUUUAGACUUUCGUGCUGAAUGGCAAUGAUAUCGAACACCAGCACUAGUCCUUGGGAGGUCACAUCAUUCAGCAUCAGCCCAUCAACUGAUUUGGUGAUUGAUGGUGACCUAUGUGAUUACGGAACCCAUGCAAGCCAUUUUAUCCCAGUGCUCUACUCCCUAUUCUUCAUACUGGGAUUCCUGGGAAACAUGCUGGUGCUGUGGGUGAUCCUGAGGGGCGCUCAUGUGAAAUGCAUGACUGACGUGUCUCUCCUGAACCUGGCCAUCGCUGACCUUCUACUAAUCUUCUCUCUCCCCUUCCUGGCUCACUAUGCCAGAGAUACCUGGGUUUUCGGUGGAGGCAUGUGCACUCUCGUCCUCGGUGUGUACUACAUCGGAUUUUAUGCCAGCAUUUUCUUUAUUGUGCUGAUGAGCAUCGACAGAUACUUGGCUAUCGUCCAUGCUGUGUUUGCCUUAAGAAUCCGAUCAAAAGCUUAUGGAAUUUUAGCUAGUGUGGUCAUCUGGAUUAUAGGUAUUGCAGCAUCAUUUCCUGAGCUACUGUAUAUUGGAGUUGAAACUAAUCAUGAGGGAACAAAAAUAAUGUGCAGUGCUUAUCCAAAAGACAUAAGUCACAAUCUUGUGAAAAGUGCAACUUUCUUUAAAAUGAAUGUUUUGGGCCUGCUAAUUCCACUGACUAUUGUGGGAUUUUGCUACUCGAUGGUGCUCCGGAGGCUUCAGACGCUUCGUAAUUCCAAGAAACUGGCCAUUCGUCUUGUUGUUGCAGUCAUGGUGGUCUUCUUCUGCUGUUGGAUACCAUACAACAUUGCAGCAUUCCUCAAAGCACUGGAACUGAUGCACAUCUUGUCUUCAGACUGUGAGCUCAGCAAAAGGAUUCAGCUGAUGCUGCAAGCCACUGAAGCCGUGGCAUACUCGCACACCUGCCUCAAUCCAUUCCUCUAUGUGUUUGUAGGUGAAAAGUUCAGGAGGCACUUCACCAGGCUUCUGUGCCAGACACCAUGCAUCCAUGUGCAGUGUAUGAAGAGCUACAUGACCCAGGCCGCAGCCUCUGUGUAUUCACAGACCAAAAGUUCAGAAGAAUGUUCAACUGCCGUGUAAAUGGUGGAGGAACAUGAAAUCAUAUUUUACAACUCAUCUUAUAAAUGCCCAUUCAGUUUAUAUGUACAUAAUAUAAUAUGGUGAAAAUGAGAUUAGUAAAGAAUAACAUACUCCUAAAUGGUACUUUUCUUUUUCGUUGGGGUGGUAGCCAUAUGUAUUUCCACCUGGAAAUGCGAAUAUCUUUUUUAAGGUAGAUUUUUUUUUUUUAAAAAACGUAAUUGGACUGUAAUUACAUUUUUAGAGUAAAGCCUGGAUUAUUCUUGAUUUCUGUUGAUUGACUGAAGCGUUGUUGUUCCACAUCCUCAGAAAUUACUGAUGUAAAUAGUGGGGACAGUAGAGGACCAUGUGACUGACUAUACAGUCUAGAAUCGUGUCUCAAAUCCAUACAGUUAUAUACUAUUCUAUACAGUUAUUGAGUACAAAUGCGAAUCAUUUUCCUUGUUAAAGUUAGCUUUGAAUUUUAAAAAUCCUCUUAUGUAGCUUUCAAACCUACCAAAACAUCUGUCUUGUGUACCAGUCUUCUGGAUCAUCUACUUUCGGAUGUCAUGUCAUAUUUUUACAGAGACACAGCUCCAACAAUGCCACCAAUCACAAUGACAGUGGAAAGUUUUAAAGAGAAACAUUGUGUGCAUGACAUCGCUAAACUUUUUAAAGUUCGAUAUAGAUAUCUUAAGGACAGGUAUGUUUUGGCUGACGUGCCAUCUAGUGGAAGUCACUUUAUUCCCCUAAAUGUACAUAACAUAUUCAGGCGAUUAUGUGAACAGUACCCAUUAUGUGCUUUAAAUGUACAUGACAUGAACAUUUCUAGGUAAACGAUUUGUCCUGAAGUUAAAAAAGGUACCACCCUAGUGGCAAGGAUGGUUAUAUAUAACAACAUCCCCACAGUGAAGCAUGAUGGUGGUAGCAUCAUGUUGUGCAUUAAAUCAAUAAAAUGAUUGCAUACUUAUUCAACCCAUUGCUGGAAAACCCUUAAAUUAGUUCUGGUGCACCCAGUUGCCAUCACCAAGCCGCAUAAUUAAUUCAGUAUUAUGGGCUCUUUUUUUUGUAUAGAGUUAUGACAUAUAAUCCCAAUUAAGCCCAUUUUAGCUCCAGAUUGAAACACUACAAGGGAGGUAAAUACAUAUGGAAGACACUGUGUGUAUAUAUGCAUUGUAAAUAAAACUAUUUAGGAAUACAUUAAGUAAAAAUGCAUUAAAGAUUUUAAGAUUGUAUAUUGAUUUACCAUUCUGAGUUCUUACCAAUACAGUUUUACUGAGUUCAUGUGUAUUCCUUUAGAUAAUUUUUAACAUAAUUCUGUGAUGUCAUUUAUUAACACUGUAUUGGCUCAAUUAUUACACUCCAUGUAUUAUCGUCUAGUCAUUUCAGACAAUAUUGCUGUUUUGUAUGUAUAUUUCUGCAGAAUGAUGGAAUCUGGACCAAUACAUGGAAUGAAACAAUAAAUGGUUUUUAUUUA